AUGCCCCGGGUUCCCGGCCUGGGCCUUGGACAGAGCUAUUUGGAAUGCUCAUGCUGGGAGCACCAGGUGCUGAGGUUGGAAGCCCCAGCAGAUUCGUUGGGCCCGGUGCAUGUGCUGAGCGCCUGGUUUGGCCACCCCACUCGAGAAGACCUGCGCGUGGACGUGACGGAUCAGCUCCGAGCUGUGGCAAGCGAUGCAUCGAUCGGCAUCCAGGUGUCCGCUUCCAACCUGGGCAUCGCAGGCGCAGAUGGCUGUGGAAACCGUGGCCCGAGCUACAAGAACUCCAGAUAUCUCAAGAAACUUCUGGUCUCUUGUUGCUACAGAUGGCUUGAUGAAGGUGCUGAAGAGGUGUGUAGUUUGUUGGCUGAAAAGGCCACAGAAGAAGUGCAUGCCACAGACCCUCGCCUGGCAAAGCUAGAGCAGAAGCUCACGGAGCCACAUGGUCCAUUGCUUUCAUCAGCAGCUGAGCACCAACUUCAGAUUCUUCAGCUUCAAAGUGCCUCAUCCUUGGCAUUGGAAGGCCUUUUAUAUCUUUCAGAGCGUCGACAGCGAGUCUUCAUCCAGGCCGCCGCGUCAAUUACCAGCCAUGGCUUUCCCUUUGCUUAUGUCGCCUGCAGAGCAGCACAAAGCUUGGCGCGAGCCUUGCGGCUCUGUACGACCUGCGCAUCUGAUGGACUUGCAAGUUCUUGUGCUUCCAAAGCUGAAGUACGGGACUUCAUGCAGCAAUGCCUGCGCUAUGGGUCUCAGCUGGUCUUUGAGCGCCUUUUUGGCGAGUUUUUCAAGCAUGUUCACGCAGAGUGGCUCGCUCACCGUCACACCUUUCAUGACGCUUCCAUUGACUAUUUGCAUCAGUUGAUCAAGGUGGCCCACGAGGAAUUGUUGGACCUUCUAAGACAGCAUGCCAAGGACUCGAGGCAUCAAAUUGAAGAAGACAUCCUGCGCGCAGAGACCUUGUUGGAGGCUGCACGCCUGGCGUUCUGCCCAUUGUUGGUGCUCUUGUCGAUGGGCAACGAAGAAGACUUGAGAGUACUUUGUAUCACCGACGUUGCGUUUUUCAUCUCGCAGACGGCUGGUGUGGUGCGGGCGGUUGUGAUGCCACAUGGGCAGCCGUUAGCCUUGACAAACGAUAUGUCACUAGUGGCACUAGCCUUAGACUUAGAUCGCUUUGUUCUUGGCAUGGAGGACAUAAACACUCUGGAGUCCAUCGCGAGCUGGGCUUUGCAACAAGCUGUGCGCUUGGACUGGUGGGCAGCCCCACCUUUGGCUUCUUUGUCGGAGACUUCAUUGGAACAUUGGUCGGCUUGGUUUCGCCAUUGGGACAUUGAGAAGAACGGCCACCUGACAAGUGGUGCACUUGCGCUGGCUUUAGGCGCUGCUGUCCGCACGGCUGCAGAUACAUUUUCUCCUGCAGCCAUGUCCGAUCCGCUAGAAGAGGUGUUGCCUCUACUUUGCUCCCUUGGUGGAUUGCAAAAGAUCAGUUUUGGGCGCUUUCUGAGUGAGGUUGCUGCAUCAGCUUCAGAGCUGCUAAGGAGGGUAAACACAAAUUGGUGA
Cladocopium goreaui is the source of this 1551-nucleotide messenger RNA. The record is from the annotation of a GenBank genome assembly. NCBI's taxonomy places the organism in Eukaryota, Dinophyceae, Suessiales, Symbiodiniaceae.